Molecule: messenger RNA, 7033 nt
Organism: Antechinus flavipes (yellow-footed antechinus)
Lineage: Eukaryota; Metazoa; Chordata; Mammalia; Dasyuromorphia; Dasyuridae
Gene: DPP8
Product: dipeptidyl peptidase 8
Exons: 20
Coding region: 106-2754 (882 amino acids)
Biological process (GO): proteolysis
Molecular function (GO): dipeptidyl-peptidase activity; serine-type peptidase activity
Source: RefSeq, a predicted model, not a curated record
AAUAAUGUUAUCUAAUGUAUAUGUUUUGUGGCAAAUUACCAGUAUUAAAUGGAUGGUAGCAAAGUGCUUGAGAACCUGGGAUAAAAAGCUCCAUGAAAAUGCAACAUGGCAGCAGCAAUGGAAACUGAACAGCUGGGUGUUGAAAUCUUUGAAACUGCAGAGUGUGAGGAAAAUGUCGAAUCACAAGAACAGUCUAAAUUGGAGCCAUUUUAUGUUGAGAGAUAUUCCUGGAGUCAGCUUAAGAAACUGCUUGCAGAUACCAGGAAAUACCAUGGCUACAUGAUGGCUAAGGCACCACAUGAUUUUAUGUUUGUAAAGAAGAAUGAUCCAGAUGGCCCUCAUUCGGACAGGGUCUAUUACCUUGCCAUGUCUGGUGAGAACAGAGAAAAUACACUAUUUUACUCCGAAAUUCCCAAAACCAUCAACAAAGCAGCAGUUUUAAUGCUGUCUUGGAAGCCACUUUUAGAUCUUUUUCAGGCAACCCUGGACUAUGGAAUGUAUUCUCGAGAAGAAGAAUUAUUAAGAGAAAGAAAACGCAUUGGAACCAUUGGAAUUGCUUCUUAUGAUUAUCACCCGGAAAGUGGAACAUUUUUAUUCCAAGCUGGCAGUGGAAUUUACCAUGUAAAAGAUGGAGGUCCACAUGGAUUUACUCAACAACCCUUAAGACCCAAUUUAGUGGAGACCAGUUGCCCCAACAUAAGGAUGGAUCCAAAACUGUGCCCUGCUGAUCCAAACUGGAUUGCUUUCAUCCAUAGCAAUGACAUCUGGAUAGCGAACAUUGUAACUAGGGAAGAAAGGAGGCUCACCUAUGUGCACAAUGAGCUUGCUAACAUGGAAGAAGACCCAAGAUCUGCUGGGGUUGCUACCUUUGUCCUUCAAGAAGAAUUUGAUAGAUAUUCUGGCUAUUGGUGGUGUCCAGAGGCUGAACCAACUCCUAAUGGAGGAAAAAUUCUUCGAAUUCUAUAUGAAGAAAAUGAUGAAUCAGAAGUGGAAAUUAUUCAUGUUACAUCCCCCAUGUUAGAGACCAGAAGGACAGAUUCCUUCAGAUAUCCCAAAACAGGCACAGCAAAUCCAAAAGUCACUUUUAAGAUGUCAGAAGUAACGAUUGAUGCUGAAGGAAGGAUUGCAGAUGUGGUGGAUAAGGAACUAGUCCAACCCUUUGAAGUUCUGUUUGAAGGAGUUGAGUAUAUUGCCCGAGCUGGAUGGACUCCAGAGGGAAAAUAUGCUUGGUCCAUCCUACUAGAUCGUUCCCAGACCCGACUACAGAUAGUAUUAAUAUCCCCUGCAUUAUUUAUCCCAGUAGAAGAUGAUGCAAUGGAACGACAGAAACUAAUAGAUUCAGUGCCUGAUUAUGUGACACCACUCAUUAUUUAUGAAGAAACAACAGACAUCUGGAUAAAUAUCCAUGAUAUCUUUUAUGUUUUUCCCCAAAGUCAUGAAGAUGAAAUAGAGUUUAUUUUUGCCUCAGAAUGCAAAACAGGUUUCCGACAUCUGUAUAAAAUUACAUCCAUUUUAAAGGAGAGCAAAUAUAAACGAUCUAAUGGAGGACUACCUGCGCCAAGUGAUUUCAAAUGCCCCAUCAAGGAAGAAGUAGCAAUUACAAGUGGUGAAUGGGAAGUGCUAGGCCGACAUGGAUCAAAUAUCCAAGUUGAUGAAGUACAGAAGCUGGUGUAUUUUGAAGGCACCAAAGAUUCCCCGUUAGAACAUCACUUGUAUGUGGUCAGCUAUGACAAUCCUGGAGAGGUGACAAGAUUGACAGAUCGUGGCUACUCUCAUUCCUGCUGUAUUAGCCAGCAUUGUGAUUUAUUUAUAAGUAAAUACAGUAAUCAGAAGAAUCCACACUGUGUGUCCCUUUACAAGCUCUCAGGUCCUGAAGAUGACCCAGCCCGGAGAACAAAGGAAUUUUGGGCCACUAUUUUAGAUUCAGCAGGUCCUCUUCCUGAUUACACACCCCCAGAAAUCUUCUCAUUUGAAAGUACUACAGGAUUCACCUUAUAUGGAAUGAUGUACAAACCUCAUGAUCUACAGCCUGGGAAGAAAUAUCCCACUGUGCUGUUCAUCUAUGGUGGUCCUCAGGUGCAGCUGGUGAAUAAUCGGUUUAAAGGAGUCAAGUAUUUCCGCUUGAAUACCUUGGCAUCUUUGGGUUAUGUAGUUGUGGUAAUAGACAACAGGGGAUCUUGUCAUCGAGGGCUUAAAUUUGAAGGUGCCUUCAAAUAUAAAAUGGGUCAAAUAGAAAUUGAAGACCAGGUGGAAGGACUUCAAUACCUAGCAUCUCAAUAUGAUUUUAUUGAUUUAGAUCGUGUGGGCAUCCAUGGCUGGUCCUAUGGAGGAUACCUCUCUUUGAUGGCAUUAAUGCAGAGGUCAGAUAUCUUCAGGGUUGCGAUUGCUGGAGCUCCAGUUACUCUGUGGAUUUUCUAUGAUACGGGAUAUACAGAACGUUAUAUGGGUCACCCUGACCAAAAUGAACAGGGAUAUUACUUAGGAUCUGUGGCCAUGCAAGCGGAGAAGUUCCCUUCUGAACCUAAUCGUUUAUUGCUAUUACAUGGGUUCUUGGAUGAAAAUGUUCACUUUGCACACACCAGUAUAUUACUGAGUUUUUUAGUAAGGGCUGGGAAGCCAUAUGAUUUACAGAUCUAUCCUCAGGAGAGACACAGCAUAAGAGUCCCUGAAUCUGGAGAACAUUAUGAACUGCAUCUUUUGCACUAUCUUCAAGAAAAUCUUGGUUCACGAAUUGCUGCUCUAAAAGUGAUAUAAUUGUGACUUUUGUGGAACUCUGGUACAUGGCUGCUUAACCAAAUGAGGAGGUUUAAUCUGUAGAAAAUAUAGAAAACUGAUCAUCACAUUUUGGUGCCUGCUAUUUAACAUCCACUUCUGAAAGUAAAUUUGGUGCCAUACCGGAAUCUACAGUACAUGAAUCUACAGUACAUGAAUAGCAACCUCAUUCCUUAACACACACAAAGAACUGAACAAUGUAAAUUUCCAUGGACACAGCAAUACCAUGAGAAUUACUGAGAGAAGCUAAAACAUUUGCAGCACAUAUCAACAUCAUCAUAUUUCCACCUUUUAAAAGCAUUGUAAGCCUCAUGGAUUUAAUUGGUGUAUUUUUACAUUAUAUUUGAGUUUGUUACAUUAUGGUAAUACUAGGUGAUUGGUUCACUACAAUUCCUGAAUCUCUGGCUAAUUACAAAUUUGGUAGCACUUAAGUGUAAUUGAAUAGCUUAUGCUUCAUUGCUUGGGGUGUGUCCAGCAUGUUAAGAACUAAUCACUAUUAAAGCUAUGACUUAACCAAUUGUUAAUGAUUUUAAGGAAUAAUUCUAGUGGCCUCCUAAAGACACUCAUUUUGGUUUAAAGUUCUUCCCAGUUUUUCAUUGAGUUUCAGCUGUGUCUAGUAAAAAAAACAACAACUAAUUUUUCUUUGAUGAUAUGACAAGAUGGGUUUUACCUGAUUUACUUUCACAUAAAGGAGAGUAACUGUAUUUGUAGCAUGAUUUUAACUAAUCUUAUGGCAUUAAUAAUUACAUGCAGAUUAAUUUUAAAUUGAAUGACUAUAACUUAAAUAUUUGCAGAAUGUUUUUUUCCUUUAGGAAAAGAAAAGUAUAUAUUUACUUUACUUCUUCAAAAAAAUUGUUGAUACCCAAUUUUUCAUAAACCAUUUCCUUACAUCAAAGACAGAGAUGGGAGGUGAGGAAAACGUGGAAGGGAAACAUAGGGAAGUGAGAGUGGGAAUAUGGAUCUUUUUUAAAGUCCAAAAUGUAAGUGCCACUUGACUGGAAAAAUUCAUGAAAAAAAUUAGGAAAUGAGAUUUUUAAUUCUUAGAAUAUUAACUAAGAAAACCAAAGUAAAAUAAAAUAAUCAGCCCUAAGUCAGCAUAAUCCUAAACUGACUAUAUUCAGGAGAAUUCUUUAUAAAUUUUUUAGAAACCAACAUUUAUAGUCCCUCCUUUUUAAGUAGUUCUAGUGAGCACAAAAAGCUUUUUGGAAAUGGCAAGCUUAAAUUUAAUUUAAUUUAAUUUAAAAUAUCCAACAGAUUUCUUUAUCAUAAGUUUAUCCCCUUAUUCAUGCAUUAUUCUCUUCAUUGUUUAAAAAUUGUAUAUAAUUAUCUAUUUUAAGUUUCCCUAAAAUAAACUCUGAUAAUGAAAUUAUUCUGGUUUACCCCUAACAUUUGAAUGUUCAAGGAUUUUCAUAUGCUUUCAGGUAUUGAUUGGGUUCCACUGGAGUGUUGGGAUAGAAGGGCAGAAUUUUCUUGUUGCUAGGAGACCUGGGUAAGAGCUUAGCAAGAAGGAAUGCUUAACUUUAAAAAAAUCUACUCAGCUCUUCUAAUCAUGAGCACUAUGAUUUUCUUGGAAAGAAGUUGCUGUAUUUAGGAGCAAGAGUCCCUAGAGAGAAUGUGGAAAUUUUUAUUGUUUAUCACAUACUGACUGUAGAUUUUGUCUACAGAGUACAUACUUAUGGAAAAAAAAAAAGAUAUCUCUAUGGCAAGUUUUCACUUUAUGACAAGAAGGGGAUAAGACAUGAAGGAAGCCAGAAGUGACAGUGUACCAAUAUUGGUUAUUCAUUUGGGAAUUCUUUCCAUAUUUUGACUCUAAUCUAUAUAUACACAUGUCUAUCUCUCUAUCAUCUCCCUGUGUGUAUUUACCAUAUAUAUACACACAUAGAUAUGUGUAACAUAUCUAUGUAUGUAUGUAUAUAUACACAUAUGCAUAUAUAAAAAUAUAAACUUACAUGUUUGAUGUUCUCCCAUACAUAGAUUUGUUUAUAUUCUUUUCUUUCUAUGAUUUGGAUAAUUUAAUGUUCCCUGCAGACCAAGAAAAUAUUUCUCCCUGUGACUUGAGUUUUACUUGAUGAGGGAGAUGCAUGCUUCUGUAUCAAUAGUCCAAGGAUCUGUGAUCAUUGCACACAGUGUGCAGAGCAGAAUGGGUAUCCCACAGUACCAUAAGCCAUUGGACAAGUAUUCAUUUAAAAUCUCUUACUUUGUAAGACUGUCUUUUUACAGUGAUAUCUCUUGCUUUGGUGAAAGACAAAAAUUAAAUACUCAAAUGCUCCUGCAUACUGUUCUAGUGAAACACAUUUCAUAUUUAGUUUUCCCUUUUACCCAUUCCAAUAAAUAAAGAAAUUGGAAGUUCUCAUUAUACCUCCUAGGCACUAUUUGCCUUCCUUACCAGUGAAGAAAUGCUUUCACAUUGGCAGCUGUACUGUGAACAUGACUGAAUUUUUUUUCAGAAAGGAUACUUGAUUGGAUUUGCUGUUCCUAAAAGAAAUGGAGACUCAUGCUUACAUAGUUAGCAAGCAAUGGAAACCUCAACCAAGAUUCUCUGGUAACAUUAAGUAUGAGGAAAGCAAUCCAUCAAGUGAAAGUUUAUAACAAGGAGCGCGUUUGGUGAGAACCAAAAAAGCACUGGGGUUAAAAUAAGGCAACCUGGGUUAUUCAUUGUCUUGAUAAAUUUCCAUGGCCAUUAUUGAGUAGUUUCUUGAAAUAACUCUGAAGACUCUGAUAAAUAAAAUUUAUACAAUAUUGACUUAGAAGAAAUAGUAAAGUGUAAGCAGAAAUCCUUUCCUUAUAAUUAAGUAUUGACCACUUUUUCUUACUACAAGAGGUAUGGGUGAAGAGCAGCUAGCAGCUCUAUAUUAUUUGUGAAAACAAGAGUAAAGGCUGUUCAAGAGGCCAGCUUCCUCCUCUCUUCCAAAGCCUUAGUUUGAAAAGUUUUCCUACAGAUGAAAAAAGGGAAUGAAUCUUGGCCUACCACCACACACAGCAUCCUGACCUUUUAAAGAAUAAUAUUUGUUACAUGUUGUCAGUGUUCAGAUUUUUCUUUUUGUUUUUAGAUUUUAUUCUGUUUACUAGCUGUCUUUAUGUAAUCACUUUUUUUCAUGUUUGGGAUUAGUCUCCUAAUAAAACCCUCAAGUUCCAAGAAAUAUAUAGAAAAGGCAAACUUAAUAAACACACACAAAUAUGUGUAAUAUAUACAUGUAUAUAUUACAUACAUAUGUAUAUAUAGCCUUAUUUCACCUAUUUGAGCACUUUGUUCUUUAAUAAAAAAGUACCCUAGGGGCAGCUAGCUGGUGCAGUGAAUAGAGCAUCAGACCUGAAAUCAGGAGAACCUGGGCUCAAAUUUGGUCUCAGACAUUUCCUAGCUGUGUGACCCUGGGCAAGUCACUUAAACCCAGUUGGAGGGGAGGGAGGAGGUAUCUAAAUGUGGAGAAGGAAAUAGCAAAUUACUUCAUUGUCUUUGCCAAUAAAACUCCAAAUGAGGUCAUGAAGAAUUGGACACAACUGAAAAACUGAACAAAAAAAAAAUUUCCCAACUCUAAAUUCAGAGCUAAGGAUGCUUAUUAAUGAAAUCAUAUUAAUUAGCAUGUGAAGUUGCUAAAUAUGAUUAAAGUCAUUAUGCCAGUACAAAAUAUGUUUUCCUUGGGAAUAGGAACAUUAGAGAAUUGAUAAUUCAGAAGAUUGGCUGCUAAUAGCAUAAUACCACAAGAUUGGUUACUUAUAUCUAGAAGCCCAUCUACCUAACCUAUGAACUUGGAAAACAGACAAGGCCAGGACUAGUCCUGAGGAAAAUCUAAAUGAAAGUUCUUCUAUUAUGACAAAGGGAGAAUAUCAGUGUCAUAACAAAGACAUCAGAAGAACCCUCUUCCACCUCAACUCCCAGCUCAGAAUAUUGGGAUAAUUUAGUACAAAUUUUGCCUUCCCAGUUUCAUUUUGGUUCCCUGAGUGUCAGUACAUGUGUGUACUAUUUCCAAAGUGAUAAGUUCUACAGAUCUUUAGAAUAAAGAAACAGUAGUGUUUUGCUUGAUUUUUUUUCUCUUGUAGUUGUUCAGCACAAUUAGAAUUCAGGUGUUUAAUUUUAGAACAUAAAGUGCCUGCUGUUUUAAGCAUUGACUUGUAUUAACAGAAUUGCAUGUCUUACUCCAGUAAGUUUAUGGGUUUCCCCAUUUCUAGAUACAUGGCUUUUAAUCAUGUAAAGUGAAAACGUUAGUUUUGUUGUGUUUUAUUACAGAUCCUUUUGUUGGAAUAAAGAUGCUGCUAAAAUAAA